This is a messenger RNA of Magnolia sinica, 1651 nucleotides long. RefSeq lists its product as uncharacterized. NCBI's taxonomy places the organism in Eukaryota, Viridiplantae, Streptophyta, Magnoliopsida, Magnoliales, Magnoliaceae. The record is from RefSeq and is a predicted model, not a curated record. The transcript has 5 exons. Gene Ontology annotation, biological process: peptidyl-lysine monomethylation. Gene Ontology annotation, molecular function: protein binding; protein-lysine N-methyltransferase activity. Bases 44 to 1501 code for a protein of 485 amino acids.
CAAGUGCAAAAACCCUCCAUUCAAACAGCAAAGGAAGCCAAACAUGGCCCCUUCCAACAAGAUGUUGCUGUCCGCCAUGGACCAUCUCAUUCACUCAUCUGCACCCAACUUCCGCCCUCUAACAUGCGCCGCUUCCUCCCCACCUUAUCCUACGCGCCUGGCUUCCCACCCCCCUGACUUGAUUCGCUGGGUGAGGCGGGAAGGGGGCGUAGUUCACAAGGGGUUGAAGAUAGCAGAUGUCCCCUCUCUUGGCCUCGGUUUGGUUGCUUCCCAAGAGAUUUCAAAAGGGUCGGAGCUCAUUGCUCUUCCAAAUCAUCUUCCUCUUUCCUUCCGCGAUUCUCCCGACGCCAAUGGUUCGGAUGGAGCUUUGAUCGAAAUCGCUAGUUGUGUUCCUGAGGAACUCUGGGCGAUGAGAUUGGGUUUGAAGCUUCUGCGAGAAAGAGCAACAGUUGGUUCCUUUUGGUGGCCAUACAUCGGCAACCUUCCUGAAGCUUUCAGUGUACCUAUUUUCUUUUCAGGAGACGAGAUUAAAAACCUGCAAUAUGCUCCUCUUUUCCAUCAGGUAAAUAAAAGAUGUCGUUUUCUUCUUGAUUUUGAGAAGGAAGUUAAACAUGUGGUUGAGAAUUUGGCACCAGAUGAUCACCCUUUCAGAGGCCAAGAUGUAGAUGCAUCUUCCCUCGGCUGGGCCAUGUCAGCAGUCUCCUCUCGUGCAUUUCGCUUGCAUGGUGAAAUUCUCCCAGACGGUACACGCACUGAUGUCCCCGCCCUACUUCCUCUUAUUGAUAUGUGCAACCACGGCUUUCAUCCAAAUGCUCAAAUUGUUCAGGAGCAAGACACAAAAGAUCCAAAAAUGUCAGUAAAGGUUGUAGCAGAAACACAGAUCGAGCGAGAUACUCCCCUGACACUGAAUUAUGGUUGUUUGAGCAAUGAUCUUCUCCUUCUCGAUUAUGGAUUUAUCAGUGCAUCAAACCCAUAUGACUCUAUUGAACUCAAGUAUGAUGGAGUUCUUCUGGAUGCUGCUAGCAUGGCUGCAGGAGUUUCAUCACCUUCCUUUUCUUCGCCUGCCCAUUGGCAGCUGGAGAUUCUAUCCCAGCUAAAUUUACAUGGAGACGGUGCUCUUCUCAAGGUAACGUUAGGAGGUCCUGAAUUGAUAGAUGGCCGCUUGUUAGCUGCCUUAAGAGUGCUCCUAGCGACCGAUGUGGAAACCGUACAAAAGCAUGACUUAAGCUCUCUGAAGUCAUUAUCGGCUCAAGCUCCCUUAGGAGCAUCUAAUGAAAUUGUGGCGCUUCGGACUGUUAUUGCAUUGUGCGUGAUUGUGCUUGGACACUUCCCCACGAAGAUAAUGGAAGAUGAGUCGCUGCUACGGCAAGAUGUUUCCACUUCGAUGAAACUGGCCAUCCAAUUCAGGAUUGAAAAGAAAUCCAUGAUCAUAGAUGUGAUGAAAGAUCUCACGUGCAGGGUUAAUGCGCUAUUGAAGGAAAAGGCUGCUGUCCAUGGUUAGUUUUAUAGCUAAGAUAAAUUUUCCUUUGUUUUUCGUUGAUACUAGAAUAAUUUGAUUGGGUUUAUUGAACAUUACCAGUAAAAUUUGCUGGAUGAUGAUUUCCAUGCAUGGUAAUUGAUUCACAAGAGGAAAUUUACACACUUCAUUUGA